Molecule: messenger RNA, 1365 nt
Organism: Kwoniella shivajii
Lineage: Eukaryota; Fungi; Basidiomycota; Tremellomycetes; Tremellales; Cryptococcaceae
Exons: 8
Coding region: 1-1365 (454 amino acids)
Biological process (GO): glycolipid biosynthetic process
Cellular component (GO): lipid droplet; mitochondrion; plasma membrane
Source: RefSeq, a predicted model, not a curated record
AUGACUACCAAACCUACUUUGAUCAUAUAUGGCGCUACGUCAUUCACAGCGAAACAAUUGCUCGUCUAUCUUGACACUCAUCAUGAUGGUGAUCAAUUCGAAUUCAUCUUGGCAGGUAGAAAUCAGAGUCGAUUAGCAGCUGCCAAUGCUAAAUUGAGGACAUCAAGAGAGAUCAUAGCUUGUCAAUUGGACGACGAAGAGGGAGUAACGAAUCUAGUAGCUAAAGGUGAUGUAGUCGUCAAUCUUGCAGGUCCAUUCAGAUGGCAUAACGCAGAAGCUCUGAUCAGAGAAUGUGUCAGAACUGGAAAACAUUAUGUGGAUCUUACAGGAGAAUCAUCAUGGCUUGCGACGGAUAUCAUACCUGUCUACAACGAUCUAGCUAUUGGAUCUGGAAGUUGUAUCGUACCUUCAUGUGGAUUUGAUUCUGUUCCUUCUGAUUUAACGCUUUGGCAAGCGUUGAAAACAUUACAAUCGACAUAUCCGACAUUAACAUUUGCUCAAUCAAAAUCAUUAUUCAGUUUGAAAGGAGCUUCCAUGUCGGGUGGAACUGUACAGUCAAUGUAUUCAGUAGCUGAAUUGCCUAAAGAUCAAAGGAGAUCUGGUGAAUACGAUCUCAUACCUAAAGUGGAAGGAAAAUCAAAACCAAAAUCAACAAUACCUAAAAUAUCAUACGAACUGAAAAUACCUAAUGAACCACUUAAAUUCGGUUCAUUCUUCUUCAUGUAUCCUUAUAACCGAACUAUAAUACGUAGAUCACAAUACCUUUCCACUUUAUCAUCUUCUAGAUCGAUAGCGUCGUCGACGUCAACGUCAACGUCAACCUCGAGUGAGAAUGAACCUAUACAUCAUGACGAAAAUGGUUCUGGUGCUGGUUCAAUGCAAUAUGAAGAAUCAAUGAACUUCAGAAAAGGUAAAAUCGGUUCAUCAUUAAUAACUCUAACUCUGUUUUUCGCAUUUGGUUUGUUUUAUUCUUCCAAAAUUAUUCGUAAAUUGUUUAGUUAUAUCUUACCUGCUGCAGGAACGGGGGCCUCUGAAGAGGAUUUGUUCAAGGCGUCUUAUAUCGUUGAGAACGUAUCGACAUCAACACCAUUACCUAAUGGAAAAGUAGUAAAAGUCUUAACAACGUUCAAAGCUAAAGGUGAUCCCGGAUAUCUAAGUACUUGUUAUCUCCUCGCGGAAUCAGCACUUUCUUUGGUCCUUCCUCCCCCUGAAGGAACUUCAUUCCCACCUUUAUACAAAAAAGGAGGAUUGUUAACACCUUCAACAGCCAUGGGUGGUGUCCUAGUCGAACGUUUGAUAAAAAGCGGCAAAGUUGAAAUUGAAAGCCGGAUCAUAUAUUCAGAGGAAGAUAAAAAAGAUUUAUAG